This is a messenger RNA of Thelazia callipaeda (thelaziosis nematode), 891 nucleotides long. Lineage: Eukaryota; Metazoa; Nematoda; Chromadorea; Rhabditida; Thelaziidae. The record is from the annotation of a GenBank genome assembly.
AUGAUCACGCCAACAAAUGCUGUUCUCAAAUAUAUGGCAAUUGCUGAUUUAUGCGUAGGUUUAGUACCAUUACCAUGGACAUUUUUUUAUCAUAGUUUAAAUAAUCACUUAAUGGAAGAUCGUCUUCAACUUUGGUGGUGUUAUAUGUAUAAAUAUAGUAUGGAUGCUGUCCCUCCUGUAUGCCACAAUAUAGCAAUGUGGCUUACCGUCUUACUUGCUGGGCAAAGAUAUAUAUCUGUGAAAUAUCCAAUGAAAUCAAAUACCAUAUGCAAUGUACGCCAUGUACGUCUAACAACAUUAGUUAUUAUAUUAAUAUCGCUAUUUUGUGGUUUACCGAAGUCACUUGAUUAUUAUUAUGAAAUUUACGAAGGAUGGGCUUUCUUCCCAGAUGGCAAAAUCAAGUAUAUCAGGAAAUGUCUUUCUGGUUUCACGGCACUUGUGCGUUUUAUGGGUCCUAAUAUGUUUUUUAAUUGUUAUUUUUGGACGCGAGUCGUAGGAUUUGUUAUGCUUCCGUGUAUGCUUUUGAUAAUUUUGAAUUUUUUGCUCAUACGUAGCAUCAGAAAAGCGCAAAAACGAAAAAGACGUCUAGUCAGAGAAAAUCGAGCUCGAGAAGCACAGCGUCAAACUGAUAGUAACUCGACUAGUUUGAUGCUUGUCGUUAUCGUUAGUAUAUUUCUAAUCGUUAAUCUUCCACAAGCACUUUUUAUGGCACUUUUAUGUGUGUGCACAACAUUUGGCAUUUCAUUUCAAUUACUUGAAGGCAAUUUUCCAACCGCUUUUUUACUAGCAAGCAAUAUGCUCGUAAUGGCUACCUAUCCAAUCAAUUUUGGUAUUUAUUGCUCCAUGUCAAGCAGCUUCCGACGCACAUUUAAGACGCUUUUCUGCAAGUAA